This is a messenger RNA of Sphaeroforma arctica JP610, 2222 nucleotides long. RefSeq lists its product as hypothetical. Gene Ontology annotation, molecular function: serine-type endopeptidase activity. The record is from RefSeq and is a predicted model, not a curated record. The transcript has a single exon. Bases 1 to 2169 code for a protein of 722 amino acids. Lineage: Eukaryota; Ichthyosporea; Ichthyophonida. Gene Ontology annotation, biological process: proteolysis.
AUGGAUUCGAAGUUGCAAAACCCUCAGAACGACCUCGAGCAAAGAAUAAAAGAUCACGGUUUACAACACCAAAUUGAGAAGUUGGAAGAUAUGGAAAUUGAAGAGUUCGGCACGAGCUUUGAUUCAUAUAUCGCGCUCCACAGCGAAUGGUUCGAAGGUCUUGAAACUGACUUUGCUGAGUUCUUUGGAACUGAUGGGGAAGUGGAGGCUCUAGAAUUCAUAACGCAAUACUAUCCCCAGCAUUCUAUACCAGCACAUACCGUUGAAAGGCGGAGACAGAGGAAAAAUAACAAAAAAAUCUGCUACACAGACGAUGUGUGGCCAUGGACAUAUUACGAGUACCCGGAUUGGGAGGAUCUACCACCGGAUAAUUUUAUGCACUGGCAGAUGAGCCGGAUUAGCAGGCGCACUCUUAGUGUAGAGGAUGACCCGGUCCCAGUACGGCAUCUCAUGGAAGGAGGUAGUGAUGUUAUUGUCUAUGUUGUCGAUACUGGUAUCAACCCCCACUCGUCAUUUGGGAAUCGUUUGUAUCCCAUGUAUAAUCACUUUGACACCGAAUAUAUCAAGGACCAAGUACUGAUGCCCAGCCAAGAUGCGGGGGAUGGCGUAGGACAUGGAACUUUGGUGGCCGCUGCCGCAGCUGGAUCUGAGCUUGGGGUAGCAAUUAAUUCUGAAAUUCGAAAUGUAAAGGUGUUUGACAAGGCUGGCUGGGGCACAUCGUAUACUAUUUUUAAAGGGUUAUUCUCAAUCUAUGAGGAGGUAGUGACGGAGAACCGAAAGCGGAAGAAGAAGAGAGAUGACAGGAAGAGAGUUGUGGUGUUAUCCUUAUCUGGACCUCCAUCUGAUGCCAUAGAUGCCCUCCUUAUUGAAUUGUACAAUCUGGACGUGGUUGUGGUGGCUGCAGCUGGCAACGUAGACGACAGCGGUAACAUGGAUGCUUGCGCUAGCACACCACAAAGGAAUCCUACUGUGAUUACCGUCGGAUCCGUCGAUGCCAGCGAUUUGCAGUCAGCAUGGUCGAAAAGAGGAAGUUGCGUUGAUAUUUUGGCACCUGGAGAGAAAAUUGUCACCGCUUCACAUACUGACGCGAGUGGGUUUAUCGAGGUGAGUGGUACAAGUUUUUCCGCUCCUAUCGUGGCCGGUGUCAUGGCGUCACUUUGGAGUAAACAGCGACUUUUAACCGCUAGGCAAGUCAAAUCCGUUCUAAUCGCGGCUAGCACUCCUGGCGAGAUCAACAUGGGACCUAACGACGGCACACCCAAUCUGCUAUUGUUCGCUCCGAUCUCUGUGAAAUCGCUGAAAAUUCAGAAGGGCGGUGUACUGGAAGAACUUAGUGCAUUUGAUGUUCUAUUAGGGGAUACUAUCCAUUGGGAUCAAGUAUUUUCUUUGAAACGUAAGCGUUAUCAUCGGGGAUCGAUGGUGGAUUGGCUAGAAGAUGGUCUGAAUUUCAAAAAAAAUAUGUACGUGAGUUGGUUGGCUGGCAGAGUCGACACGCCCGCGUUAUUCUUCGAGUGGUUGGAGACACAAACAGAUACAUGGGGACUUGGUCCAUUAGCAGAAUGGCUGAGUGAGAGAAGGUAUCAUGGUAGUUCAUACUCGAUCGAACGACGCAGAUGGCGUGGCCGCCGUCGCGCUACAGAUUUAGAGGUGAGUGAAUUCCAGGUGACCCACGGUGCAUAUGUUGGCGGCGCUUUUGAUUCAUAUGUCGAAAAUGCCCGAACAUGGGCAGAAGGUGCAUACAGCGCGUGGCAAAGUGCCAAAGACUUGGGCCAGACGAUUUCUGGAUUUAGACAGUGGAUGCUGGAAGGUUAUUUUCCCGGAAGCAACCUGUACAGUGCAUUUGUUUCGGCCACAGAGAGAAGCAGGCAUGUUGGUAGUACAGCCACGAUACACUUUGAUGAUAAAGGACGGAACAUCUUAUUGUGGGCAGGUAAUGCCAUACUGAUAUACGAUAGGCAAGGGAAUGCAUUUGUGGAGCAUCUUCAAGGAGAAGUCUCCUUUAUUUCACGCCAGGAAGCACUACCGGGCCAGCUACCCAUGCAUGCGGAUGUCUUUGCCCAGAGUGUUGGAAAUCCGAAUAUCCGCAUGUGGGAUGAAUCGUCAGAGUUUGGUCUAGUUGAUGGUCAGGGGUGGGUUUAUUCCCGUAGAAAGCGUCAUAGUGGAAGGUGACAAGAAAAAUUAGAACUUAAAUCUAGGCACUAUAUAUAUGUAUAAUAAAUGCA